GAUGCGGCGUCCCGCGGCCCCGGGCGCUGGCAGCUCCCCGCCGGGACUCUCAGCGCCGAGCGCCGCUCGGCUCCCGGCUCCUAUUUGCAUGCCGAGGCUGUGAAUGGCGUGCCCGCCCGGCCGGCCCCUGGCACGGGGGAGGAGUCUCCGCGCCCUCCGCGGGCCGAGCUCGGCGGCGCCGGUCCCUUAAGCCGCACUGGGGGGCGGCUCGAGCCGAGCGGCCGCUGCGCUUCGCCCGCCUGCACGGCCUGAGGACGAGCGUGGGACGAUGUCGGAGGCGCGACACGACAGCACGAGCAGUUUACAGCGGAAGAAGCCGCCAUGGCUAAAACUGGACAUCCCUGUGCCGGUGCCCAUGCCCGUGCCAGAGGAGCCCCCCCAGCCCGUGCAGCCGACGCGGCGCCAGGCGUUCCUGCGGAGCGUGAGCAUGCCGGCCGACAACAGCCGUGUGCCGUCCCUGCCCCACGACCCCGCCAGGAGAGCCGUGCUGCAGCGCCAGACCUCAAUCACCCAGACCAUCAAGAGCAGACAGGUUCGGUUUCAAAGAAGUCAGACUCUGCCCGCCCGUGGGCACCGGGGGGGCAGGAGCUCCCUGAGAAAGCGGCAGUCCCUGCCCCGAUCGUUUUUCAGCACUUGUCUGCUGGCAUCUUUCAGAGGCACAGCAGACUGGUUUGGGGUGAGCAAAGACAGCGAUGCCACUCAGAAAUGGCAGAGGAAGAGCCUCCGCCACUGCAGCCUGCGCUACGGGAAGCUCAAGCCUCAGGUCAUCCGGGAGAUGGACUUGCCUAGCCAAGACAACAUUUCUCUGACAAGCACAGAGACCCCUCCUCCGCUCUACGUGGGACCCUGCCAGCUGGGCAUGCAGAAGAUCAUUGACCCGCUGGCGCGGGGGCGAGCGUUCCGGAUGGCCGAGGACACGGAUGGCUGCAGCAUCCCCCACACGCCCAUCACGCCCGGGGCCACCUCCCUCUGCUCCUUCACCAGCUCCCGCUCGGGCUUCAACCGCCUCCCGCGGCGCCGCAAGCGCGAGUCCGUGGCCAAAAUGAGCUUCCGAGCGGCCGCCGCGCUGGUGAAGGGCCGUUCUGUGAAGGACAGCACCCUGAGGAGGGCCCAGAGGCGCAGCUUCACCCCUGCCAGCUUCCUGGAGGAGGACACGGUGGAUUUCCCAGAUGAGCUCGACACGUCCUUCUUCGCUCGGGAAGGAGUCCUUCAUGAGGAGCUCUCUACUUACCCGGAUGAAGUGUUCGAGUCACCAUCAGAAGCUGCAAUCAAAGAUGCGGAGGUGAAACCUCCAGAUCAGACAGAUCUCACAGGAGGUGCUUUGGACAAAAAUGAGCUUGAAAGAAGCCACUUACUACUCCCCCUGGAGCGAGGCUGGAGGAAGCAGAAGGACGGGGGCCUGGCGCAGCCCAAGGUGCGCUUGCGGCAGGAGGUGGUGAGCGUGAGCCCGCAGAAGCGCGGCCAGCGCAUCGCCGUGCCCGUGAGGAAGCUCUUUGCCAAGGAGAAGAGGCCCUACGGGCUGGGCAUGGUGGGCAAGCUGACCAACAGGACCUACCGCAAGCGCAUCGACAGCUACGUCAAACGGCAGAUCGAGGACAUGGAUGACCACAGGCCUUUCUUCACUUACUGGGUCACCUUUGUGCAUUCACUCAUCACCAUCCUCGCUGUGUGCAUCUACGGCAUUGCCCCUGUGGGGUUCUCACAACAUGAAACUGUUGAUUCAGUCUUGCGAAACAGAGGGGUUUAUGAAAAUGUCAAAUAUGUUCAGCAGGAAAACUUCUGGAUCGGCCCCAGUUCAGAGGCCCUGAUCCACCUGGGGGCCAAGUUCUCCCCGUGCAUGAGGCAGGACCAGCAGGUGCACAGCUUCAUCAGCGCCAAACGGGAGAAGGAGAAGCACUCGGCGUGCUGCGUGCGCAACGACAAGUCAGGCUGCGUGCAGACCUCAGAAGAGGAGUGCUCAUCCACGCUGGCCGUGUGGGUGAAGUGGCCCCAUCACCCCAGCACACCGAUGCUGGCAGGGAACAAGAGGCAGUUUGGCUCUGUUUGUCAUCAGGACCCCAGGGUGUGUGAGCAGCCAGCCUCGAUGGAGCCCCACGAGUGGCCAGAUGACAUCACCAAGUGGCCGAUCUGCACAAAAAACAGUGCUGGGAAUUACACCAACCACCUCCACAUGGACUGUGUGAUUACAGGCCGGCCCUGCUGCAUUGGGACCAAGGGAAGGUGUGAAAUUACCUCCCGGGAGUAUUGUGAGUUCAUGCGGGGCUAUUUCCAUGAGGAGGCAACGCUCUGCUCUCAGGUGCACUGCAUGGAUGAUGUCUGUGGGCUCCUUCCUUUCCUAAAUCCAGAAGUCCCUGACCAGUUCUACCGCCUCUGGCUCUCACUUUUCCUCCACGCUGGGAUCCUGCACUGUCUGGUUUCAGUCUGUUUCCAAAUGACGAUCCUGCGGGACCUAGAGAAGCUGGCAGGAUGGCACCGCAUCUCUAUCAUCUACCUUCUCAGUGGCAUCACUGGGAACCUUGCCAGUGCAAUAUUUCUACCCUACAGAGCAGAGGUUGGCCCUGCAGGAUCCCAGUUUGGAAUUCUGGCCUGUCUCUUUGUGGAGCUCUUCCAGAGUUGGCAAAUCCUGGCACGCCCAUGGAGGGCUUUCUUCAAGCUGCUGGCUGUGGUGCUCUUUCUUUUUGCCUUUGGCCUCCUGCCUUGGAUCGAUAAUUUUGCUCACAUUUCAGGAUUUAUCAGUGGUUUCUUCCUCUCCUUUGCCUUCCUGCCCUACAUUAGCUUUGGGAAGUUUGAUUUAUAUAGGAAACGAUGCCAAAUUAUAGUUUUCCAGCUCAUCUUCAUCGCACUCUUCUCAGGACUGGUGAUUUUGUUUUAUUUCUACCCCAUCAAGUGCGAGUGGUGCGAGUUCCUCACUUGUAUACCCUUCACAGACAAAUUCUGCGAGAAAUACGACCUGGAUGCACAGCUCCACUGACAGCAAAGACUGGCUUCUCGAGCAGGCCCUGGAGAUGGACUGUCUUUGCAUUUGCUGUGCCAGUUCCGUGGGGACAAAACCUCUAAUCCAAUGACACUUCUAACCCUACCCGUGGUUAAUUUAAACUGUCUCCUUAGCACUUGGCAGGCAUGGUUUGCCUUAUCUCAGAAGACUCUGAAAAACAGAACAUUUGUGCCUUGUUCAAUUGUAUUGAACCUUUUCUGCUGCCAUUAUUUUUAUUACACUAGUUUCAAUACUACAUUUUUAACCAGAGUUGUUUACUACUGCUAAGGUGGUGAUUAAAUGGUGAGGUAGCGUUUUAGCUACUGUGAAUUGUU
Molecule: messenger RNA, 3309 nt
Organism: Pyrgilauda ruficollis (rufous-necked snowfinch)
Lineage: Eukaryota; Metazoa; Chordata; Aves; Passeriformes; Passeridae
Gene: RHBDF1
Product: rhomboid 5 homolog 1
Exons: 19
Coding region: 269-2971 (900 amino acids)
Biological process (GO): regulation of protein secretion; regulation of epidermal growth factor receptor signaling pathway
Cellular component (GO): endoplasmic reticulum membrane
Molecular function (GO): serine-type endopeptidase activity
Source: RefSeq, a predicted model, not a curated record